This is a messenger RNA of Carlito syrichta (Philippine tarsier), 939 nucleotides long. Its product is annotated as olfactory receptor 4F6-like. The coding region runs from base 1 to 939 and encodes 312 amino acids. Gene Ontology annotation, biological process: G protein-coupled receptor signaling pathway. Gene Ontology annotation, molecular function: G protein-coupled receptor activity; olfactory receptor activity. The transcript has a single exon. Gene Ontology annotation, cellular component: membrane. NCBI's taxonomy places the organism in Eukaryota, Metazoa, Chordata, Mammalia, Primates, Tarsiidae. The record is from RefSeq and is a predicted model, not a curated record.
AUGGACCAAGUAAAUGACUCUGUGGUAACUGAAUUUUUAUUACUGGGACUUGCACAAUCUUUGAAAAUGAAGAGUUUCCUUUUUCUCUUCUUCUCUUUAUUCUACAUGGGAAUUAUUCUGGGAAACCUCUUCAUUUUGUUCACAGUGAUUUUUGAUCAUCACCUACACUCCCCCAUGUAUAUCCUGUUAGCCAACCUGUCACUCACUGACUUGGGUCUUUCAUCUACUACAGUUCCUAGGAUGAUCUCUGAUCUUUUCACUGAUUUUAAAGUCAUUUCCUUUCAAAACUGCAUGAUACAAAUGUUUUUUAUCCAUGUUAUGGGGGGUGUUGAGAUGGCACUGCUGGUAGCUAUGGCAUACGACAGGUAUACUGCAAUCUGCAAGCCUCUUCACUAUCUAACUGUUAUGAAUCCCAAAAUGUGCCUGUUUCUGGUAGUAGCUGCUUGGGUCAUUGGGGUCAUUCAUGCUGUGACACAGUUUGUUUUUGUCAUAAAUUUACCCUUCUGUGGUCCUAAAAAUGUGGGGAGCUUUUAUUGUGAUUUUCCUCGGGUUAUUAAACUUGCAUGCAUGGACAGUUACAGACUUGAAUUUGUGGUCACUGCCAACAGUGGCUUCAUAUCUAUGGGCACCUUCUUUUUCUUAAUUGUAUCAUACAUCUUCAUUCUGGUCACAGUCCGACAACAUUCUUCAGAUGAUUUAUCCAAAGCAUUUUUCACUUUGUCAGCUCACAUCACUGUAGUGGUUUUGUUUUUCACUCCAUGCAUGUUUCUCUAUGUAUGGCCUUUCCCUACUAAGUCGUUAGAUAAAUUUUUUGCCAUUGUGGACUUCGUUGUCACUCCUGUCUUAAAUCCUGCCAUCUAUACUUUAAGGAACAAAGACAUGAAGAUGGCAAUGAGAAGACUGAAUCGACAGGUUGUAAACUCUAGGGAGAUAACUUAA